Paraglomus brasilianum is the source of this 1347-nucleotide messenger RNA. NCBI's taxonomy places the organism in Eukaryota, Fungi, Glomeromycota, Glomeromycetes, Paraglomerales, Paraglomeraceae. The record is from the annotation of a GenBank genome assembly.
AUGGCUGAUGAAGAUCCAUUUGACAUUUAUGGCGAUGAUACGUUCUUGGGUACCGACGAGAAUCACGAUGAUCUGUAUGAAGAAAACCUAGGCGAUGAAGAUGGUAAUCGUCCGGCUAAACGUCGGCGAGAGGGCCAUUAUGUUGGUUCUUCCGAUAAGCCCGACGAUCUUGAAAUAAACGAAGACGAUCUGUUUGCUGACUUUGGAGAAGUUGAAAAGGAAAUGGGUGGAAUAGUGAAUAGUGCUAAGUCAUGCUACUUUGAGAAGGAGUUGGCGGACAGUAAGAUCAUGAGGAGAAGAUUAGUUGCACAAUACGAGAAACGUCUUUGCAGACGUCCUCGUAUUGUGGAGAGAUAUACUUCGGUGGGAAGUAACUCAGAUCAACAGAUAUUUGUUGUAUUCGUGGAUAUAUUUAUGAAGACGGAAGAAGAGAAAAGAACGAAUGGUCACGAAGAGACACAAGAAGACACAACAUACGAAUCCCGGGAGAAAUCAUCGAAUACACAGCGAUCGCCAAGCCCACAGCCAGAGAAGAAGCCAGUUGUGAACGCUACAAAUGCCUUGUAUAUUGGUGAACUUAAUUGGUGGACAACUGAUGAAGAUCUUCGACAAGUUGCGCGCGAUGCUGGAGUCACAUCAGAGUUGAAGGAGAUCACAUUCUAUGAGCAUAAAGUCAAUGGCAAAUCACGAGGUGUCGCAUACGUAGAGUUCACUUCGUCAGAAGCUGCAGCAUUGGUAAAGGCCCGAUUGGAAAUGACAGAGAUUACGGAUAAGAAAGUUCUUGUCAACUUUACCAGCUCUGCAAACGGAAAUCCAUUCAAGACAGUACCUAAAGAACCUCCAUCCAAAUCCGCCCGCCAACAACAGUCGUCGCAUCGUUCAACACCACCUACAAGUACAUCGAACCAAUCCGCAACAUCAAAUCCACUAAUUCGUCCGCCUAUCAUACGUCCUAAUUUCGAUUUCCAUCGAGGCAAUGCCUUCAGAGGUAACCCAAUCCCGGCUGGUCCGCGAGAUUUUUUUGCGCCACCCAUGGGUCCAUAUGCUGCAUUUCCUGGUCGCGCAGCAGGAUAUAUGAAUGGUUUUGGAACAGAUGGGUCUUUUGCGAUGAAUCCCCUAUUAAGAGGAGGAAUGAUGGGGAUGCGUGGUGGGCAAGGAGUGGUUAGAAGAAAUAUGAUGGGAGGUCCUCAUCAACCUGGAUAUCCGGCUCCGCAUUUUAAUCCUGCCUUCUUUGAUCAAGGAUUUGUGAAUGAGGACGUGCCGGUUGCACCGCGUGGCCAAAGAGGUUAUGAAGGCGGGGGCCAUGGAAUGAAAAGACAACGGGAAGAUGAAGAUGGACGAGGUUAG